Messenger RNA from Oreochromis niloticus (Nile tilapia), 2974 nucleotides. RefSeq lists its product as uncharacterized. NCBI's taxonomy places the organism in Eukaryota, Metazoa, Chordata, Actinopteri, Cichliformes, Cichlidae. The transcript is spliced from 2 exons. Gene Ontology annotation, molecular function: nucleic acid binding. The record is from RefSeq and is a predicted model, not a curated record. The coding region runs from base 160 to 2115 and encodes 651 amino acids.
CCGAAGUGAGGAGCUUUGUGCACAGACAUUUCUAUGUUGAUGAUGGCCUGAAAUCUUUCCUCAGUGCAGAAGAUGCCAUCAAAGUACUGAAAGGUGCACAAGACAUGCUAGCGCAAUCCAACCUCAGACUACACAAGAUUGUCUAACAGUGUUGAGGUCAUGAGGGCAUUUCCAGCUGAAGAUCUAGCUAGCAACCUGCAAGACCUGGAUGUGGGUCAGGACUCCCCUCCCAUGCAGCGCAGCCUGGGUCUUGGUUGGGAUCUUGCUACAGACACUCUAACUUUCCGUGUAGAUGGUGCAGAAAAACCCUUUACACGUCGGGGUGUGUUAUCUACUAUCAACAGCUUAUUUGACCCGUUGGGGUUCGCUGCUCCCUUCAGUGUUCAGGGCCGCCUCAUUUUGAGAGAACUCACCACUGAGACUUGUGAUUGGGAUGCACCACUGCCCCGAGAAAAGCUUGAACAGUGGCAGAGGUGGUGCACAUCUCUUCAUGACCUGAGAAAGUUGAAGAUCCCAAGGGCCUGCACAACGGUCCCACUCUCCACCACUCAGAGGAAGGAGAUCUGUAUCUUUUGUGAUGCAUCUACCAAAGCUAUUGCUGCUGUUGCUUAUCUGAGAGUCACAGAUGCUGCAGGACAUAGCGAAGUUGGAUUCCUGUUUGGGAAAACAAAGUUGGCACCUAAGCCUGACAUCACCAUCCCAAGGCUUGAGCUCUGUGCAGCCGUUCUUGCAGUGGAACUGGCAGAGGUUAUGUCUGCAGAGUUAGACAUUCAGGUAGGUGACAUUAAGCUUUUCUCAGACAGCAAAGUAGUACUUGGGUAUAUAUUUAAUGACUCUAGACGGUUCUACAUCUAUGUUCAUAACAGGGUACAAAGGAUCAGACGUUCAACCAACAAAAGCCAAUGGAACUAUGUUCCUUCUGAUGUCAACCCAGCUGACCAUGCAACUAGAGCGAUUCCAGCUAACCAGCUUGCAGCUUCCUCCUGGUUGUCUGGACCAGCCUUUCUUGUAGACAAGCAACAUUGUCACUUAAAACAGGAAGCUUUCAGCCUAGUUGAACCCGCAACAGAUGUGGAACUACGUCCAGAGGUAGUAACUUGUGCCACAAAUUUGUCAUUUCAGCUGGGCAGUAAACGCUUUGAGCAAUUUUCAAGUUUGAGGCCACUCACCAGAGCUAUUGCCAGGCUCUGCCACAUUGCUUACUCCUUUACAAGGGUAGCAAAAGAAGGUCCUUGCCACAGUUGGCACAACCGCAAGCUGCUCUUCAGUCCAGACCAGCUACAUCAUGCAAGGAUCAGAAUUUUGCUUGUGGUCCAAAGGCAGGUCUAUUCAGAAGAAAUACACUGCUUACAAAAGGGAGAUCAGGUCCCUAAACAAUGUUCUCUCAGCAAGCUUUGUCCUUUCAUUGAUUCUGAAGGCCUUCUCCGUGUCGGAGGACGACUGAAAAGGUCACAGCUCACAGCAGAAGAAGGUCAGCCAAUUAUCAUGCCUGGUAAACAUCAUGUUACCUCCUUGCUUAUCAGACACUACCAUGAGCAAGUCUGCCAUCAAGGACGACACUUGACGGAAGGCACUUUGAGGAGUGCUGGUUUCUGGAUCGUUGGAAGAAGACGGUCUGUCAGCAGUUUGAUCUACAACUGUGUGACAUGUCGAAGAUUGCGUGGGAGAGAGGAGGAGCAGAUAAUGGCAGACCUGCCUGCUGAUCGCUUGAGUACAGAUCCUCCAUUCACCUUUGUUGGAUUGAAUGUGUUCGGACCAUGGUGUGUCACCUCAAGGAGGACACGUGGAGGGCUAGCCAACAGUAAGCGUUGGGCAAUCAUCUUCACAUGUAUGAGCAUGCAUGCCAUACACAUCGACGUCAUCGAAUCAAUGGAUUCAUCCAGUUUCAUUAACGCUCUAAGACGCUUCUUUGCAGUUAGAGGGCCUGUCAAACAGCUAAGGUCAGACUGUGGAACUAAUUUUGUUGGAGCCUGCCGAGAGCUUGGGAUCAGUUCCAAAGGCUGUAAUAACAAGGACGUGUGCAACUACCUGUGUAUGGCUGUUCAACCCUCCCCACUCUUCACACAUGGGAGGAAGCUGGGAGAGGAUGAUCGGUGUCACACGUCGGAUCCUUGACGCAAUGUUCCUCAAGCUUGGGUCUGUUCAGCUCACAUAUGAGGUCCUGACAACAUUUAUGGCAGAGGUAACUGCAAUUGUCAAUUCCAGGCCACUUACAUCAGUAUCCACAGAUCCAGACGAGCCUCUCAUCCUCACUCCUGCUAUGCUGCUAACUCAGAAGAUUGCUGUACCCCCUGUUCCUCCUGGUAACUUUGAUGAUAGUAAUAUCUUUAGACGUCAGUGGUAUCAGGUUCAAAGGUUAGCCAACACAUUCUGGGAGAGGUGGAAAAGGGAGUACCUCAGUAGUCUACAAGGUCGAAAGAAAUGGAGAACGGACAGACCUAAUCUCAUGGACGGAGACGUUGUUCCAAUGAAAGACAAUUCACUGAAGAGACAUGACUGGCCCACAGGACUGAUCACAAGGACUUUUCCAAGUGACGAUGGAAAGGUCAGGAAGGUCGAAGUGAAAGUUGUCAGGGACAGUGUUCCAAAACUUUACUUAAGGCCAGUGUCUGAAGUUAUACUCCUGUUGCAAAGAAACUCUGUCAAGUGAUGUACAGUUUGACAUCCUAGGGAUGUCAGGUGGAGAGUAUGCUGGCAUUAGGUAUUUUCUGUUCUGCAGCAGUUUGCCCUCUAGUGGUUGUUUUUGUGUAUUUUUUUUACUCUGCAAGAUCUAGCCAGAGGCAGUUUCACCUCUGUUAAUCUGUUGCCAUCUAUGCCUUCACAAGUUGAUAAACGGCAUCAUCUUUUCACACUUUUUCCUUAUUAAAUCAUCCAACUCAACACAUCGGCCUGUUCCUUGGAUUUUGAUUAGGAGAGUGUUUAGCUGUCUGUAUAGCUGAGUCUACGUUCACGAGGACAACACUUAGCGAGGACA